Molecule: messenger RNA, 2036 nt
Organism: Rhea pennata
Lineage: Eukaryota; Metazoa; Chordata; Aves; Rheiformes; Rheidae
Gene: WDPCP
Product: WD repeat containing planar cell polarity effector
Exons: 16
Coding region: 180-2036 (618 amino acids)
Biological process (GO): establishment of protein localization; nervous system development; cilium organization
Cellular component (GO): axonemal basal plate
Molecular function (GO): protein binding
Source: RefSeq, a predicted model, not a curated record
GCGCGCGUGGGCGAGACGCGCGGGACCGGUCGCUGCGUCGGUGACGCCCCCGCCCCGUCUCCUCACAGCGCUCGCCAGCUGUGUUCUUUAACUGUAUUUUGGAUGAGGUUUUCUUUCUCUUCAUUGCCAGCUACAGAAAUCAAUGAGUUUUUAAGUGCUAAGGUUCUGUCUGCCAUCAGAUGUCCUUCUGCCUGGCUGAGAUGCACCUAUGGUCUUUGAAGAAUACUUUACAUAUUAGAGAUGAAGAUAUUGGGAUCCACCAGUACUAUGACAAGAAAGAACCAGUAUCGCAGCUGAAGCAUGGUUACUUAGAAAAGAAGCAAAAGCUAGCAGAAUCUCGAGAUUAUCCUUGGAUACUUAAAAACAAACGACCAGAAAAACUGCGAGAUACUCUCAAGGAGAUAGAGGACUUAAUGCAAAACAGUCAAUGUGUGCUGAGCAAAUGGAAGAGCAAACAUAUCUGUCAGCUCCUCUUUCAUUCAGGUGUAUUGGUGUCCCUAAGCCUUUCUGGGCCACAGCUGGAGAAAGCGGUGAUUGACAGGACCCUGGUGGGGAAGCUCAUCUCCGACACCAUCAGUGAUGCUGUUCUUACGGAUAGUUUCAUCGUCUUGUCAUUUGGGGACCAUAACCAACUCUGCUUUAUUCAAUUUACAAAGAAGAUGGGUUCUCUUGAUGUAAGCAAAAGACUGGAAAAACUCUCUUGUUUGGAUUUUAAGAUUUCCUAUAUCGAUAUACCUGGACCAGAAGGUAGAAGGAUGAAACGUCACCUGGCAAUAAAUUAUAUGCAAGAUAUGGUUAUUUGCUGGUGGUCAGCAACUAAUGAUGGAGCAUGGCCUUGGUCUCCUAUUUCCUGUGAGAGGGACAGAGCCAACUUAUUGCUUUUAGGCUGUGCACAUGGCAAACUGGAGGUUUUGAGUUUUGUCCGCACAGAAUGGGAUCCACUUGAUGCCAGCUUUAGCACUAAUCAGCCUUAUCAGGUUCACACAGUAGAGCACUCCAUCUCUGCAGACAAAGAGCCCAUGGCUGACAGCUGUGUCUACGAGUGUGUUAGGAACAAAAUUCAGCGUGUGGCGGUCACCAGAAUACCACUACAAGCAAAGGCCAUCAGCUGCUGCAGAAACAUUACAGAAGACAAACUGGUCCUGGGUUGUGAAGAUUCGUCAAUAAUUCUGUAUGAAGCUUACAACAAAGUGACUCUGUUAGCCCAAGCAGAACUACUGCCUGCUUUAAUGAGCUACCACCCUUGUGGAGCAAUAUUCCUGGUUGGCAGCUCUCAAGGGGAGCUGCAAAUUUUUGACACAGCACUGUCCCCAAUUAAAAUGCAGCUUUUGGCAGAAGAUUACUCACCUGAGACAACUUUGCAAUUCAGUAAACACUUUGACGUGUCUAGCAGCCUCAUCCAGAUGCAGUGGGCUGCUCUUCAAGUUGCAUCUCCCAUCACUGAUGGCACAGAUAUUCACGAUCUUUUGUUGAUUAGAUUUGACAAGGGACCCUUAGGAGUACUUCGCUUUAAACUUGGUGUGAUCACAAGAGGACAGCUGGGCCUUGUGGAAAUCAUACACCAGUACAUUCGUUACAAUGAGAUACAUGAAGCAAUUAGUGUCCUGAACACCAUGAACUGGAACACGAUGGGGCAGCAGUGUUACAUAAGCUUGACCGCCAUUGUAAAUCACCUUCUUAAACAAAAGCUUACACCAGAGAGAGAAGCACAGCUUGAGGCAAGCCUGGGAACCUUUUAUGCUCCUACAAGACCCCUUUUGGAUUCAACUGUGUUGGAGUACAGGGACCCAAUCAGCAGAUACGCAAGAAGGUUCUUCCACCACCUGCUCAGGUAUCAGAGAUUUGAAAAAGCAUUUCUGCUAGCUGUUGACAUAGGUGCUCGGGACCUGUUUAUGGACAUUCAUUACGUUGCACUAGAUAAGGGUGAAUUGGCACUAGCUGAAGUGGCAAAGAAAAAGGCUAAUGACAUUGAUGCAGAAUCAAUAACUACUGGAAUUGGGGAUUCUCCAAGGAAACAAGGUCAGUCUCUGACGUGA